AUGGCCAUCGAUAAUUUAAUUUUCGCCCAGUGCAUCCUUUAUUUUUUAGCCUUCGUAUUCGGUUUCAUCGCCGUGGUUCCUCUGUCGGAAAACACGGAGGACUUCGGGGGGAAAUGCCUGCUCUUCACGCGGGGUAUGUGGCAAAAUGAGAACAUCACUGUGUCGAAGCAGCGCUUCAUCGUGGAAGAGUGGGGACCCGAGUCCUCCUGCAGCUUCAUCACUUUUGUCGGGAUAGCGUCCCUCAUCCUGUCCGCAGUGCAGGCAUGGAGGCUGCUCUUCUUUCUGUGCAAAGGACACGACGACUCCAUCUUCAAUGCCUUCCUCAACCUGCUGAUCAGCUCCCUGGUGGUGUUCACCGUCUUCCUGUCCAGCACCAUCGUCAGUGUGGGUUUUAACAUGUGGUGCGACUCCAUCACAGAGAGUGGGACAAUGCCCAGCAGCUGUGAGGACCUGCAGGACACUGAUCUAGAGCUCGGCCUAGACAACUCUGCUUUCUACGACCAGUUUGCUAUAGCUCAGUUUGGCCUGUGGGCCGCCUGGCUGACCUGGCUUGGGAUCGCAGUGAUGGCCUUCUUGAAGGUAUACCACAACUACAGACAAGAGGACCUGCUGGACAGCCUGAUCCACGAGAAGGACCUGCUUCUCGGCCGCUCUUCGCGCCGCGGCUCUGACCUCAAGACCGGCCUGAUCUAGAAACCGGGGGACGCACAAACACACUCACUCACACUUAACCGUACAAUCCUCUCGCCUGCCAUGAGAAACACCAAUGUUUGCCUAUGUAGACAAUCAAAUUGGCUUUUGCUCCCAUUAACCAUGGAUUGAAUCAAAUGGAAGGUUUUAGCUUUGUUUUUUCAAAGGUAAUUGAUUUUCCCCUCAAACAAUCUCCCAAUGGUUGUUAAUCCUUGAAGAGUCCGGCUUUAUCAAGUUUAUUCAUCCACUGUGUGCAUUCCUCUUCCACACACACAACCAUAGUUCAGCUCUGAUAGUAUUAAAACCAUUUAAUGCAAAUGUACACCCAGUUUUUCUCAUGAAUUUUUAUUUAGCAACACUGUAUUAAUGACUUGGUCAGAUUGACUGAUGGAUCAUGUUGUCUUUGUGAAACUUCUGCAUGGACCUAAUGCAUGACAAAUUAAUAGGGUGGUGGUUUUUAGAUGUAAAGGGAUGUUCUUUUGUUUUAUACACCAAUAAAUGUGUUCCUAAAGUAGGCUUCUUUCUGGUAGGAUGCGCCUCUGCACACUACUUGAAGUGAAAAUUCUUUGCAUGCUGCAGCAAAGCCAAAUAAUAAUGUGUGCUUUUGCAGUGUAUUCACACUUUUAUCAGCAGUUACAAAAGGUGUUUUAUAAACAUGACAAAUUGUAGUUCAGAACAUUCAUCUAUCGGGCAGCCAGUCCAAAAAUGCUUUUAGCAAUCUGUGUGAGAUGAAAAACAAAUCCUAUUUUGUGCCAUAUAGUAACUCAGGCUUUUCCUUCACUUUAUAGGCUACAACCAAUAUACUGUAUUACUGUGAAUAGACGCACAAAUGUACCUGCAUGCAUCUCUCUCCCUAUUACAUACACAUCACACACUCACUUGCUGUCAGAGAUAAGAGGAAGAAAGGAAAACAUCUGCUUGACUUU
Messenger RNA from Morone saxatilis (striped sea-bass), 1616 nucleotides. RefSeq names its product transmembrane protein 179. The record is from RefSeq and is a predicted model, not a curated record. The transcript is spliced from 4 exons. The coding region runs from base 1 to 693 and encodes 230 amino acids. Lineage: Eukaryota; Metazoa; Chordata; Actinopteri; Moronidae.